GUAGAGUAUCAAUUCCCAUAUGGUAUGACCCGGUUUCCAAUGACGCGUCGUGACUCUUCACAAACUGCAAACCAUUACACAAAACGGUCGUCAAGGGAUGAGAUCAUCUAGCUUCUCCAUCCAACCAAUCGCGGUAUGGCACCGGAAAUUUCGCAAUCUCUCUCUCUGUCUCGAAACCACCUUACCCAGCACUAUCAUAAUAUUAAUAUUGGGUUUAUAACACUUUGUCGCCAACCUACUUUCACAGUACAAUGAAUGAAUUCGGAUAUAUCGGUAGUACGCUCCGACUGUCUUGUAAGGAAUUACUACUAUAAUAGCAUUGUAUAUACUAUAUUUAGAUUUUAUUUCGUGGUGAUAUUCAUUAAGACUUGCCACUGACAGGAAAUAGGAGUACCUAUGUUCUGGAAUGUGUCCAAAGUUAACAUUUCAUGAUCUGAUUGGGUGCAGUUCUCGUAAGAUGUCCACAGAGAGUGACAAAUGUAGCAUCAGAAAAUCAAGUUCGCUCACCUCAAGCAUCAGACGCAAACUCUCGGGAAGGAAGAAAAAGACAUCCACCGCGUCCAGCGGCUCUCAUUCAAGUAUUGAUGACAGUUUAUCGUCACCAGUCAUGACUUCGUUCGAAAACUUGGACACCAAGGAUGAAGCCACGUACCGUUCUUUUCUACGGACGCUGGUAUCACCCCUUGGCGCCCAUAGCGGUUAUAGAUCUGGUCACUCUCAUAAUCUCGCCGAUAGGCUACACAUGAUCUACGAAGUCGAUCCAAUGACCCACGAAGGAUGGGUAAAAGAAGAAGAAAAAAUCAAAAAGAUGAAUACCAACACUGCUAUGCUCUACGUCAGGGUAAUCGAAGCAAAAGCUUUGCCAUCAUUAAAUGGACAUGUGACAACAGCCCCCUACUGCCUCCUGAGUGUUGUCAGGCCCCACAAGAGUAAUAAAGGAACGCCGUCUAGCUCUCCUCGUCUUCCCAUCAGACAGAAGAAAAACUCUUCCUUCGAGCUGGCUGACGUAAAGAAAACAAAGACGGCAAAGAAAACAUCUGAACCAAUGUGGAAUGAAGAGUUUGAAAUAGAUGUCCAAGAUCUUGCCUCAGAGGUGCUAGAAGUGUACGUCUCCUCUAGUGAGGGGAGCACAUUGUCAUUGGCAACGAACAGUAAAUUCCACCAGGAUCCGUCCCGACUCCAUAGCAUGUUCAAACACGUUAAACAUGCACUGGAGCAUGGGAAAUCACAAGACUGCGAUGUGCUAGGGAGUGUCAAGAUACCAUUAAAGGAAAUAUUGGCAGUCGGCACAACGUCCUGGUAUGAUCUCACCACAAAGCAUAAAUCAAAUAAAAAAGGUGGAAAAAUACAACUUCAGCUUCAGCUUAGAUACAGUAAGGAGGAUGCGGAAAGCGAACAGGACUGCCAUCAAGUGUUGUUAGACCAGUAUCACAGUGCCAUGGCCAAGUUCCACCAAAAAGCUGCUAAAAAGGCAGAGGUCAAUUUCAAUGAUUAUGACGGGAAACUCUCGCCGGAAGUCGACCUGAUUCUGGACUACUUCUCUGUUCCACAUGAGAUAUCAAAUGUCAGCAAGCAGCUAUUGAAAGUUGUCUGCUUGAUCCAGAUGGCGAUUGAUGAGAAUGACCUGACAGUCAAGAAGGAUGCAUUACACGAAGCAAUAACGAAUUUCGAGUCCGCAUGGUGCUCCAGUCAGUUGGACAUGCCGAGAGGGGGCGAAGCCUCGGGCGGGUGCCCUGGGGCAGAUCUAUCCGACCACGAGAUAAGUCUGUUGGAAGAAGCAACAAAUAACUAUAUUCGCCAUCUAGCAAGAGGUGUUGAAGAUAUUCCUCUCCUAUUCCCUCCAAGCCAGAACUAUCUGGAGCAAUUUUCAAAUAAAUUUGAUAUUGCUUCCCGGUUAUGCAAUAUCCAAACUGGCCAGGAUUGGGAACCGUUGUCGAAAAAGAUUUUGGUAACGCAUGUGACGGAGAGAAUACAGUCUGACGUCAAAGAAUGGCUGGGAGCCCAACUGGACACAGUCAGUAACAUUUCCAAUGUCCGGGAUGCGGUGAUCCCUCAGACCAGGCAGCUGCUGAAAGUGAUAAGCGAGGUGACCGAAGCUUGCAGUCCGGGCCACGGCUAUUCGCAGGUGUUCAGUAAAUUUGACGUGGACUUCUUCAAGAUUGUUUCACUGACUUUGGACGGGAAGCUUUGUGCCACUACUCAAGAACUAAUGAUCUCAAUGGACAAGUAUCAGACUCGUUAUCACAAGAUUCACGUAAACAUCCAGCAGAGUUGUACUCUAUCUCUCAAACUCUACGUCAGCCUUAGAAAAAUUUAUCUUCAAUUGAAGCAAAACGUCACAGAAAGACAAGUGUUCAAGCUCUCCCUGACCAAGUUUUACAUGUGGUUCGGCGAUGCCCUCAUCUUCUGGCUUCAAAUGUUCAGGAAGGAAUCUAUCCGCAGAAUGGAGAAAGCUCUUGAAAUUGACAAAGACGUUGUCCAGGUCACAGAACUGGUGAAAUUUUCAAACUCAUCUGUUGAUGUGCUCCACAGCUUCUCGCAGAUCAUCAAUGAGUGGAAGCAGAUAGAAUAUGUGAGUCCGGACACGAACCUGAUGGGCGUCACAAAACUAACAGAUACUAUCUGUGACGGAACAAGAAUCUACACCGCCAAAAUCAGAACAAUCUUAGAAAAAAAUGGUUACUACGACAGAUCCAACGACCAAUUUGAUGUGACAACACGUCUUUGCAUCACCCUAAACAACAUUGAGCACGUGCGGCAGUUCCUGGACGAUCUCCCUCGUCUGCUUCAAUGGGAGGACGUAGCUGAACAGAUUUCCAUAGCCCACGAGGAGGAAGAGGUCGGAAGGCGUGCCUUGAUCACUUUGUCCGAGUUGGUCAAGGACGCCAACAACGAUGUGAAGAUGCAGAGUUGUUUGCUACUGCGGGAGGUGACCAGUAGAAUGAGCGUGGACAUCAGUAAAUAUACUGAACUCUACACGCAGACACAACCAGAGAAGAUGAAUUCUAUUGAUCCUCUCCUUGAGUAUUUUGAGAACAACCUCGGAACUGUCAACAAGAAACUUUUUGACGCUAUCAUGGUACCAAUGUUUGAAGAACUUUGGAAGACAACAUUACAAUGUUUAGAGGAAAAGCUUCUUAAAGGGCGUCCAACAGAGUACUACAUGUGCAUGCAGAGCCGGCUAGCCAGUUUGAAGUCCUACUUCAUCCGGGCUGGGGUUUGCGAAGAGGCCCUCUCCACGCUCAUGUACAGGGAGAUCAUAGAGCUGCUUCAGCUGAAUGCAAUGGAAACCGAGGAGCUUGUGCUUGACUACUACGAACGAUUGUCAUCCGUUGAAAAUAUGAUGACUCCUCUGGAUUACUUUGGUCACAUAUUCGUCAAACUUGCCUACAUGGAAGAGACGCGAGGAGAUGUCACCAUAUACGUUAAAAUAAUCUCAGCCACAGACCUGCCUGGCCUUGACUUGAGCGGCCUGAGCGACCCCUACGUGAAGUUCCGCUUGGUACCAUCAUUGUUGUUCCCGUUCUCGCAGGAGCAAAAAACCGAAGUUGAGUAUCAGACACUUGACCCAGAGUUUCAUCAAACAUUCCACAUACCAAACGUGCCAAAAGAUUUUCUCAAAAAGAAAGGCAGUGCCAUCCAAUUCAUAAUAAUGGACCACGACAGGCUGACGAAGGACGACUUCGCCGGUGAAUGUUUCGUUGACCUCUCCUCGAUCAAGUCCAUGAAUGGUUUCCAAACUGUGGACGGAAUGCCCUCCGUGAUGGUGCCACUCAAGCGACCGACCAACGCGACGCAGCCAAAGUCUUUCUGGAUAGCUCAGGAUCGUUCUGCUUGGGACAAGGAAGCUAAAGCGUUCAUUGCAAGCCGGAAAGAGCUCAUAGACAACCAGCCCAGACGAACGGACAAACAAUUACCUGAACCAAAAACAAGCAUUUUCUCGAAAAUUUGUGAUGCUUUAAAAUCAGCUAAAAGUAAGCUAACUUUGUGCAGUGAGGACCCGACAAUAGACGACUCCAUUGACCAAACGGAUGGUACUUCUUCAAUGGAAAGUGACCCAUUGGUGCUAAAAACAAAUGUAGGUUCACGCUCAUGGCGGUCGGAUCGGCCCCCUACGCCAAAGUUAAAGCAUCAGGCGCAGAGCCUGCCAGUAAUGGAGUCGGUGCGAGUAAAACGUGAUGAGAAACCAAGGAGUUUAAGCUUUGACAAUGCUUCACAGCGGUACCGCAAAUACCAACCUAACCCGUUCCGGUUUCCUCCGCCGUCGAAUAGCCUUUACGGCAGACGGAGAACUGCAUCUGACGUAGUGAAUCCGUUCACCUUUAGCCAUGCUACAUGUAGACCUAUUACGGACACAAAUGACAAUGUUGCGCCGGUUAUUCCGUGGAAUCAGGAUGAUGCGGGCGCAUGGGAUGGUUAUAUUGGCGGCAUCAUUCCGGAGGAACAAGAACCCAUCAUUGAGCAAGAAUCGCCACGGAGGUUCUCCGACCCCGGGGGUGUGCCGCUCACACCAAAGUUUCGGCAGGCGAGGCAGGUGUCAGACCCAGGAAUCACGUCGUCUUCCAUUGGUUCGCGGAAGACAUCAGUCGAGUCGUCAUUGACAACGCCAACAAUCAAGGAGGAGGAUUGAAAACUAUCUCAAACAAUAACCAACUGUAUACUUAAAACUAUUCUGUGAGUUGUGCUUCUACUUCUAGCAUCGUUGUCUAGGAGAAUAAGAGAGAAAACUGUUUUUGAAUCAUGGAUUUUUAUAUUUAUAGCCAUUAGUAUCAUCUCUCUGUUGUAAAUAAUGACAAAAGCAGUAAAUCUGUUAGCUUAAUUCGAUGGACAACGGUCUAUUAUUACAAAACUCAUCAUUGUUACGCAAGUAAAAUGUAACCCUUCAAUUUUGGUCUCAGUUUUUGGCGAAUAUUGAUUCGACUGAUGGUGACUGGUAGUUGAUUCUGACAGCAUCAAUCAAAGCCACGAGAUGCCGACCACAACAUUUUAAUGCUGGAUUUAUGAAGUCAUUAAAAUAUGGAGGAUUCGUGAAGUACAUCAGCAGUUAUUGAAAUAAAUGCUGAUCUGCUGAUGUACUUCACGAAUCUUCCAUUUUGAGUUUUGAAACUGAGCUGCACCUGAUAAAGUAAAGAUGUAUAAAGUAAUUAUUCUAGAAUGAAAAACAGGACAGAAAAUAACUGGAUUUUUUUCCUGUGCACUUUAAUCUCUCAGUUGUGAUCAUAAUUUCAGUAUGCUAAUAUUUGUAAUUGGAUGAAAAUUGACAAAUGUGCAAAUGUUAUCAUUCCAAUUUCAAUGUGUAUGUGUUAUGUAAUGUGCUGGUCACAAUCUUUGGGCAUUUUUUGUACAUAUUCAUUAUAAGUGUAUGUAAGAUACAUGCUAAUGUAAAUUUUAUAUAAUAAACUGAGGUGCUAUUA
Lineus longissimus is the source of this 5414-nucleotide messenger RNA. RefSeq names its product protein unc-13 homolog D-like. Gene Ontology annotation, cellular component: secretory vesicle. The record is from RefSeq and is a predicted model, not a curated record. Bases 407 to 4630 code for a protein of 1407 amino acids. The transcript is spliced from 25 exons. NCBI's taxonomy places the organism in Eukaryota, Metazoa, Nemertea, Pilidiophora, Heteronemertea, Lineidae.